UACAAAGAUGAAGUACCUAUUGGUAGAUAACUGUUAACCCCGUUAAUUUAUCCAGUGAUUUGUUAUUGUAUGAAUGACGAUAAAAGUCAUUAAGUUGAUCUACGACAAAGGUUGAUUCGGACUGGACCCUAAUGUUCAAUCUGGUGCUCUGUAUUUUGGUUUGUAUACAAUAAUUGUUUGAUUGGAUAGGUCUGUCAUGAGGUCUUUAAUUCUAGUUGUGGUUAUCUCUUGUGUUGCCUAUGUUCAAUCCAGAGCGCCAUUAAUAACAACAGAGGACCAUGCUCCGAACAAGUUCAUCGUUGUUCUCAAGAAUGGAUUUGACGUCACUAAGGUGAUAAACGAAUUGCAAGGGAUCGCUAUCAAGAAUGAGCUUCGCCUGAACGUCAAACACCAUUACAAUACCGUUCUGAGAGGAUUUAGCGUUACGGCACCAUUGGCUGCUAUAGAGUUGGUGCGUAGUCAUUCGUCAGUAAAUUACGUUGAAGAGGACGGAUAUGCCUACGCCGAUGAAACGUGGGGAUUGGAUAGGAUCGACCAAGUGAGACUACCACUAGACGACAAGUUUGUCCCAGAGGGUGAUGGCAGUGGUGCACAUGUCUACGUACUGGACACUGGUGUGCGCACAACCCAUGAAGAAUUCAAUGACAGAGCUCAGUUUGUAAAAGAUUUCAUGGACGACCCAGAGGGUAAUGGAACCGAUUGUAGAGGUCACGGGACACAUUGCAGUGGGACUGUCGGCGGAACAAAAUACGGCGUCGCCAAACGAACAAAUAUCUACGGAGUACGGGUACUGGGAUGUGACGGAAGGGGCACCUGGUCUGGCAUCAUAGCCGCUAUUGAUUGGGUUGCGGUGAAUGCUAUUCGACCGGCAGUUGCAUCCAUGUCUCUCGGAGGGGGUGGAACUACAUCUGUUGACGCAGCGGUCAACAAACUCUAUGAUGAGGGUAUUCUGUCACUUGUUGCUGCUGGAAAUAAUAACUAUGAUUCCUGCAGAAAAUCCCCCGCCAGAGCAUCAAAAGCGAUUACAGUUGGAGCGACUAACAUUCGUGACAUCAGGGCAUCAUUUUCUAACUACGGUGGAUGUGUCGAUAUAUUUGCUCCUGGAAGAAACAUCACCGCUGCAUAUAACGGAGCAGAUGACCACUACAGAACUAUUAGCGGCACAUCAAUGGCUACACCUCAUGUCGCAGGUGUAUGUGCAUUGCAUUUAAGCCGUGAUUCUAGUUUAAGUCCAGCUCAACUGACCAACUUGAUUCUGAACGAGGCGUCACGUGACCAACUUAUGGACAUCAAGGAUUCACCUAACCUUCUGUUGUACAUCAAUGGGAGAGUGAGAACGUAGAUUACAUAUUAUGCAACCAAUGGAGUAGACUACAAGUUCUUGUUGAGGAGCGACCAGAAUCUCUUCUCCCAAAAUGGCUGAAUUUCUAUUCAUUUAAC
Anneissia japonica is the source of this 1440-nucleotide messenger RNA. RefSeq names its product aqualysin-1-like. Bases 197 to 1342 code for a protein of 381 amino acids. Lineage: Eukaryota; Metazoa; Echinodermata; Crinoidea; Comatulida; Comatulidae. Gene Ontology annotation, molecular function: serine-type endopeptidase activity. The record is from RefSeq and is a predicted model, not a curated record. Gene Ontology annotation, biological process: proteolysis. The transcript has 10 exons.